AUUAUCAGCGAUUUUGUAAUCAAGCAAGACGGAGUAAGCGAAAGUUUCACCCUACUUAUCGGUCAGUGAACAACAAAAUUCCGUGUUGAUAUUGUGUCUCCCGAACGUGCUCUCUCUAUGAACUCAUUGUUACUCUAAAAAUUAUGUGAGAUUUUCAGGUGCGCGGAACCAAUUUUGUAGUGUUCCGUAUCUUUUUUCUCUCCUCGUAAAAUCGUGCUUUUUUCGAAAAAAGAAAAACUGAAGGACGAAGUGUAGGUUAUGUAUCUCACGUGAUUUUGUAGAUUACCUUUUAAAUUCUGUAGUUUCUCAAAAUCUCUCUCCAAAGUGAUGUGUGAAAUCUCUUUUCGUGCUGAGGAUUUUAAUAGAUUUCUGUGACUCAGUGUUAUGCCUCCCAAUUUCUGGUGCUAACUGUUUACCUACCCUCAUCUGGUUUAAUCACCUUAUCAACAAGUCUCCUCUCUCAUAUUUUGUGUCGCACACAACUAAUUCUUCAAGUCACUUGUGCUUCUGACCUAAUUUAAAUUAAUAAGUUUUCAUCAAUGAGCAACAUGGAAAACGCAGUAGAACCUCCGAAGCAAAGCAGGAAAACCCACAACGGCAUCGUUCAGCCACUAUUAACUGAUUUGUAUCAAAUCACAAUGGCCUACGCUUAUUGGAAGUCCGGUAAAAUGAACGAUGUGGCUGUGUUUGAUUUGUUCUUCCGACAAAACCCCUUCCAAGGGGAGUUCACCAUUUUCGCCGGCCUCGAGGAAUGCUUGCGAUUCCUCGAAAAUUUUCACUAUUCAGAUAGCGACAUCGAAUACUUGAAAGCAACGCUUCCGAAGUCCACAGAAGAGGAGUUCUACGUAUUUUUGCAGAGUUUGACAACCGAGUCCGUCACUUUGUACGCCAUUGAAGAAGGCUCCGUCGUCUUCCCGAGAGUUCCCUUGAUCAGAGUGGAGGGUCCAUUAAUUAUCGUUCAACUGUUAGAAACCACCUUUCUCACCCUAGUCAACUUUGCAAGCUUGAUGGCGACGAAUGCCGCUCGGUACAGAUUGGCCGCCGGUCGCAGGAUAAAGCUUCUGGAGUUUGGGCUUCGAAGAGCGCAAGGACCUGAUGGAGGACUUUCCGCAUCCAAGUACGCUUACAUAGGUGGUUUUGAUGGUACAAGUAAUGUUCUUGCUGGUAAAAUGUUCAACAUUCCAGUUAAAGGGACUCAUGCACACGCCUAUAUCACGUCUUUCAACAAUUUAACAGAACUUCAAGUUAAACUGGCUGAGCGAAGGUUUCUAAAUAUCUACGACAUUGUGAUGAACGAACAGAUGCUUCUAAAUCGAUUGACCGGUCAGGAAGAAAACCUCUUGGAUCGCUGUAUCGAAUGGAGAGAUAAGAUACUUCCUGUUUUGAACUUUUCAUCAAAUGAAGCAUCAGAUGGAGAACUGGCAGCCCUCGUAUCAUAUGCAAUUGCUUUUCCAGAUGGUUUCAUGGCUCUUGUGGAUACUUAUGAUGUUAAAAGGAGCGGCUUAAUAAACUUCUGCGCUGUUGCCCUGGCCCUGAGUGACCUUGGUUACCGCGCAAUAGGAAUCAGGAUUGACAGCGGUGAUUUGGCUUAUCUAUCAAAUAAAGCACAUGAAGUCUUUCAGAAAGUUGCCAAUCAGUUUAAUAUACCGUGGUUCUCAGAGUUGGAGAUAGUUGCCUCCAAUGACAUUAAUGAGGAAACAAUAUUGAGCCUAAAUGAGCAGAAUCACAAAAUAGAUUGUUUUGGAAUUGGAACUCAUUUGGUUACAUGCCAGAGACAACCUGCCUUAGGUUGUGUCUACAAGCUAGUCGAAAUUAAUGGAACUCCCCGCAUUAAGCUUAGCCAUGAUGUCGCAAAAGUCACGAUGCCUGGUUGCAAGUCUGCUUAUCGGUUGUAUGGUGUUGAAGGUCAUGCUCUCAUAGACUUGCUUCAAAGAUCAGAUGAAGAUCCUCCGGAAGUGGGGCAUAGGGUUUUGUGUCGACAUCCCUUCGAGGAAUCCAAAAGAGUUCACGUUACCCCACGAAGAGUGGAACAUCUUCAUAAGUGCUACUGGAAGGACGGAAAAACUCAGUGCGAAUUACCAACGCUAGAUCAAGUGAGACAGAGGGUUCAGACUUCGCUUCUGACGUUAAGACAAGAUCACAAACGCAAUUUAAAUCCAACUCCUUAUAAGGUGUCAGUGAGUGAUUGUCUUUACAACUUCAUCCAUGAUUUAUGGUUACAAAAUGCUCCUAUUGGAGAGCUAUCUUAAAAACUCCAGAAGAUCAUCCUUUCUCACCAAAGAACCCUGGUUCUUGCUCUAGAACUCUCACCAGCACAAAAAUGCGGUCAAAGUUGUCAAUCAAACAACUUGGGUUUUGUCGCUGUGCAUUAUGUCAGGAGCGGCAUAUCCAUAUUGUCCAUACCUAAAUUCUAACUGUGCCGCGGCAAGUCAAAUACAAUCAACGCAAACCACUUAGUAAUUAGUGGUCAUUCAGGGUUGUAAAGCUGGGUUUUUUCCAGUAUACUCAACUUGAUAAUUUAUUUUUCUGUAAUUUCUGUUUGUUUGUUGUUAUCUUGUUGCUCUCUUAUUGAUCUCUAAUUUCAGCGUUGCCAUUUUUAUGGAGAAUUCUCCAAUUUUCCCUAUAGAAGCAAUGAAAACUAGGUGAAUUUUACUUGAAACGUGGCAGCACUGCACUAAUCCCAUCUACCAGUGGGACAGGUUUUGGGAUUUCUGUUGAUUCUUGAAGGAACGUUUUGUAACAUCCUUACUUUUGUAGCAUAUUGAGAACUCAAGUCCGAAAUUUGGCCCCUGCAGUUGUACAAUUGGGGUUCAGGGACAGUGAUCUAAGAGCCCCAAUUGCCUUUUAUUUAUGCCUAUUGUUAAUGCAACAAAAUUAUGCAGAUUCUAUCUUGUGAAAGCUCAAAUCAUUGAAGUAUCAAGUAAGAAGUUACAGCCAAGGAAAAAAAUUACAGUGCAAUUUUGCAUGAAUGUUAUUAAAUUAUGUUGGUCUGUGUUACUUACUUUCUUUAUUGUCAAAUUUUUAGUCAGAAAGAACACACUGAACUAUCAAAGAUUAUAGUUCUAGGAUUUUUCAUAACUUGAUUUUGAAUAAAAAAAUCAAUGUUGCAACAAAGAAAUCAGUCAAAUUCAUCCGCAACAAUACAGAAAAUGCAGGUUAAUUCCACAGGACUAUGCCUAGAAUACAAAGAAAUUCGGGGUCGGCUAAAUUUUGAGAUAUUUUUAUAUUAUGUUCCUUACAAUCCCCUAAAUAAGAUGAGAUCUCAAUAUCAAACCUCCUUCGUGCCAACCUCUGGAAAAUCAGGUCUGAAAAGUGCAUUUUUUAGCAGUUUUACAUGCAUUAUCAAGUGGAAAAGUGUAAUUGAGCAAGAAGCAAGCCUUCUCUUGCACUGAUUGCGAAGAGAAGACGGUGUGUGGGCUCAGUUAAAAAAAAGCUUCAUAUCUUCGACACGGUGACAGUGCCACUUCUCCGCAUUAUAACGUAGAGCAAUUUUCAGACCUGAUUGUCUCAAGAUUUGCCUGUAGAAUGUUCGAUUUUAAGAGCUCAUCUUACUCAGGAAAUCACAAGGAAUAUCAAAAAAUCUUAGAAUUUCUUGGUACUCCAUGAGAAAUCCUUUUCUGCAGCUUUAUCCACUCAUUGCUUAAAAAAUAGUGCACAUCAAAUGUUUUACUCAAUAACUGAGCAAGGAACCAAGUUCAUGCUAAGUUAAUCCAAAUGAGUGUGUAUCUUUUGGAAAUACCUCUGAAGUAUUUUAAAAUUUUGAUGUUAACUGCAAUUUUUUUAAUUUUUUUAUUGCUAGUGUAGAGCCCAGCAGGUGCCAUCCACGCAUCCACAGUUGAAAUACAAAUGUAAAAUGUCCAGAAAGUGCCAUAGGCAGUCAAGGUACAAUCCUAAUAAGUUGGAGUAUGAAACUCUUUUUACUGGAUUUUAAGUUUUUCUUCUUAUACCCGGAUUUUGUAUCAAUCCGAUUUUACAUUGCGUUUUUGUUCCCUGAAAAAAUAGCAUAAGCUCUGAUGUUUAGAAUUCGCGUCACAAAGGUUGGCAGUAGUUUACUUUUGACUGUCACGCGCAAGAGAUCAAUUUUUGCACAUGGCAGCGUUGUCGCUUGUUGUUAAUCCUUGAUGGCUAUUAGACAACUGCAACACAAUGGCUAGGAAAUCGAAAGUGGACAAUUGCUACCUCACCUGAUACAAAUUCUAAGGAAAAUUAAAACACUGCUAUAUUCAAUCAGCAACUUAUCUGACCUUGAUCUGGAUGAAAACACCAAAAAAGUGUAUGAAUGAUGUAUUCCCUUUUAAACUUUGAAAGAGAAUUACGAAGGAAUUUUUUUCAUCUAUGCACCUUCUAUAGAUUAUUACCACUUCGCACGCAGAAAAAAAUUCCCUUUUCACCUUACCAACUGAUAAUGAAUCUUAGCCUUUUAUUAGGUGUUGUAUGACCUCUCAAAAGCUUGUGAAUAAAGUAAUUGCAUGGUUUUAGCUCGCCAAUCCUCCUAGUUGUUGUCCCGGCAACUGCUAAGAUUGCAGCAAAAUUUUUUGAAUCGGGAGGGGCCUGGUAUAUGAGCUGAAAGCUUCAGAACUUCUAUAUCUAGUCAGGACUGAUCAACAAUUCAAGUGUGGAAAAAUGUAAUUCUGUCGGGUCAGGUCUGAUAAAUUGCAAAGGGUUAACAAUUAGGGAACAGGACAAAUAUUUUUGUUAUGAUAGCAGAACCGUCAAUCGUUAAUCCUUUUGCUAGGUUCUCUUGAAGGUUCGUUGAUUUGGUAGUAAUAAAUAAUUUUUAUCUGUAUAUUUGUAGUGUCAAAAUAUCUAUAGUCCUAGAAGUAAACUAGUUUCCAGCUUCCUUUUUCAUUUCUUCCGUUACUUUUAUUUGCCCACAUCAUCAUGGAAUAUAGUUUGAUUAUAUUUUUUUAUUCUUUUUAUCCGAAACUCCAAGUUUUGGCUGUAUAUUUUUGUGAUUUUUAAUUUUUAUGUUUUUUUAUGAUUAUUUUUAUUGUUGUGUGAUCCAUGGAAAAGUUUUAAUUCAUUGUUGAAUAGUGUUACAAGUAGUUAUGGUGUGUUCAAGCGAGCAAUUUUAAUGUUUUAAAGUUUUUCUCAAAAGCUAUUGUUAAAGUGUCCUUGACUUUUCAUGCAAGAGUGCAUUUCGUAUCUUGAUUCUUCAAGUCAAGUAUGACAAUGGCCAAAAUGCGAAACCUCGUAUCUCUGUUUGCAACGUUGUAGACUUCCUAUUAUACUUUAGUUUUUCUUUGGGAAAUCAUUCAAUGUAAUUUUUUGAAAAUUUCCUUGAAUUUUCAUCUUAGUUAGCAGAUAUUCUGUAAACAUUUCAGGCUAUAAAGUUGGCUUGUUUCUCCAUGUGAAAAUAAGAUUGGAGCGGAAAUUAAAACAUGCUGCAAUUGAGGUACGAGGUUUCGCCCUUCGGCCAUCAAUGAUCUGUCUAACGAAAGAGCAGAUCAGUUAAGCAGAGAUUUUGCAUACCAAAAUUAUAAAAUUGUUCGUCAUAAACUUAUGCUCUUUGCGUUAAACAAUGGAUGAGUCGACUUAUCAUAAGUUUUCCUUUUUUUUCUUUUACAUAAUGAUGUUACUGAGAUGGUUUUUUCUAUCAGAGCAACUAUAAAAAGAUUCUCUAACAUGUUUUUUCUGUAUCUUCCUUCUUGAAAUUUCAUAGUUAUUAUCACUUCAAUCAUUUUUAAAAAAAGAAAAUUGAUCUUUUAUCAUCUUUUAAUGGGUCUUAGCCCAAAUACUUAUUGUUGGAAGCUAACUCUCAUUUGCAAGUUGCAAGCCAUAAGUGAAGCUCAAUUUUCUAAAUUGUCAGGUACAAAUAUUUUUCAUGUUUUUCAGCUAAUUUUUUAAGUCUUUUGAAAUUGACCUACAAUCAGCUUUGAUGAACAAAUAUUAGGUUCAGUACUUUAUUUUUCGUUUUGCAUGUAGCGAGGUUGGUAUGAAUGCAAAAGUUCUGUACGUGAAUUUUUAGGCUUGAAGAGGAUGAAGUUGUCAGAAGCCCCCGAUUCGAAGUGAAGUUUGGUACAAAUCACCUUUCAUAUGAACAAUUUGUUCAAUUUUAUAGAAUAAAUCUCACCGAUACUUUACUGUUUUACACCGGUAUAUUAUUAUCAAUUUCUUAUGCAAAUUUUACGGAAUUCUUGUGAAAUUCUAGUGAUCAGUUUAUUAACUUACUCUGGUCAAUAAUUAUUGUUAGAGUAGACCAUCACUCUUAUUACUUUGUUACUUAGAGUUAGUUCUAAAGCUUUUUCUAAUUGAACAUCCACUAAGGGUAAAUUUAUUUGUAAACAGCCAUCUUUUCCCACUUUUUCGAUUUUUUCCCUCACUUUAAGUGAGAGAAUUAUUUUAGUCUCAUUCACUUGUACUUAAUCCAUCAUCUCACUGCUCUCUCUAGACUUUUUGGGCAAGUAAAUGUUUAUUUGAAGUGAUAAGUAUAAACCAAGAAAAGACACAUCUUGAGGAAAGUUAAAGUAUUUUACCUGUUCGAUUUUCACAAAAAUGUGUUCGCAUGAUCUAAAAGACGCAUCAGGCCUACAACGGAGAUUUUAGGUUUAGAUAAUCUGAAUAGUUGCCAAACCUGUCAACUUGCAAAACUUUUACGACCAAGCUGAAAGGUCUAUGGCCUUAUAUUCCCAGAAGUUGGCCGUUUCCUUUUCCUCUUCGCAUUUUUUACAUUAUUUAAUCAAAUUUCAAUUGAAUUUUACUAUAAAAGGGAACGAGCUAACUUGAAAGGGCAAAGGUUAAGCUUAUGAUGCACCCAUCAAUUUAUACUCUCUUCCCCAAUUUCCCCCACAAGUCUUAUCAAUAGUUUAAUCCAAGACCUCACUUUUUUAGUAUGAGAGGAUCUUGCCAAGAUUAAAUUUGCAAAUCCUGUGUUUCUACUUCAUCUAUAUUUUCUAAAAGAGACAAUAAAUCUAAUUACAGCACAAA
Messenger RNA from Bemisia tabaci, 6927 nucleotides. It is a transcript of the gene Naprt, whose product is annotated as nicotinate phosphoribosyltransferase. Gene Ontology annotation, biological process: NAD+ biosynthetic process via the salvage pathway. Gene Ontology annotation, molecular function: nicotinate phosphoribosyltransferase activity. Gene Ontology annotation, cellular component: cytosol. The record is from RefSeq and is a predicted model, not a curated record. NCBI's taxonomy places the organism in Eukaryota, Metazoa, Arthropoda, Insecta, Hemiptera, Aleyrodidae.